This is a messenger RNA of Olea europaea var. sylvestris, 1272 nucleotides long. RefSeq names its product ABSCISIC ACID-INSENSITIVE 5-like protein 2. Bases 207 to 1007 code for a protein of 266 amino acids. Gene Ontology annotation, biological process: positive regulation of DNA-templated transcription. Gene Ontology annotation, molecular function: DNA-binding transcription factor activity. The record is from RefSeq and is a predicted model, not a curated record. The transcript has 4 exons. NCBI's taxonomy places the organism in Eukaryota, Viridiplantae, Streptophyta, Magnoliopsida, Lamiales, Oleaceae. Gene Ontology annotation, cellular component: nucleus.
CCUGGAAUCCACUGUUAGCAUGAAACCCAGAAGAAAUUUUGUUCUAUUGGAAAACUCAACGCACACGUGGACCCCUCAAAGAAGGCCACAGUAUUGAAAGGGGUCUAUCUAUUCUCUCAAUUUUGAAUUUUCCCCACAGUUCUCUUGUAAAGACCCAGAUAAUCAGAUCCCUCAGAGUAUAGAAUUGUUUGGAGUUGACGGAGUGAAUGGGGAUUCAGACAACGAAUUCUCAUGCGAUGGUUGGUGAGCAGCAGUCUCAUGUACAACAGCCAAUGGCAAGAGAAAUUUCUUGGUUUAGGCUUACUCUCAAUGAGGUUGAGAACCAAUUAGGUGAUUUAGGUAAACCAUUGGGCAGCAUGAACCUUGAUGAGUUGCUUAAGAAUGUUUGGAAGGCAGAGGCAAGCCAUUCUUCUGGAAUGGACCCAACUAGCGCUUCCCCUGCGGCCUCGCUCCAGCGCCAGGCUAGCCUGUCACUUGUGAGGACGUUGAGGGGGAAGACAGUUGAUGAGGUGUGGAAGGAUAUCCAGCAACGACAAAUGACUAGGUACACGGAAGAAAUGAUUAGCCACGAACGGGAGCCAACUCUUGGGGAGACCACUCUGGAGGAUUUCUUGGUGAGAGCAGGGCUUAAUGUGGCUGAUGCUUCUCUAGGACCUGCUAUGGGGUUGGACAACACAUUAACCCCACAGAGUUUCACGCCCCAAAUGGGGUUGUCUCCUUCUCCUUCAGUUGAUGCAUUGUCAGAUACACCUAUCCCAGGCUGGAGAAGGUACACUGGAGAUCUUGACAAGACCCUUGAGAGAAGGCUUAGGAGAAAGAUUAAAAAUAGGGAGUCCGCUGCACGCUCUCGUGCGAGAAAACAGGCUUACCACAAUGAGUUGGUGAGCAAGGUUUCACAUCUUGAGGAGGAAAACAUGAAGCUCAAGAAAGAGAUGGAAUGGGAGAAAACGGUGUCUUGUAAUUUUGAUGAACCAAGAUAUCAGCUUCGAAGAACAAGUUCAUUCUGACAUUAAGCUGUGAAAAUUUUGUAGCUCGGCUGAGCUUUUAGGAUUUUACUCGUGUGUCUACUGGAGGUCCGUUAGGAAAUCGAAGUUGUAGAUUUGCUUUUGCUUCUAAUGCUAGCACUGCUUGAGCUUAAUGUUCAGUCUCUAUGUAUAUAUAUUAGCUUAAUUUUGUUAGAACUUAACCGCUUAUAAAUACCAAGCUGACUGUAUGGUAUUUCUCAUGUUGUGUUGCAUUAUCUGGGAAAAAAAGCUGCUUAUUUGUGACUUC